Molecule: messenger RNA, 892 nt
Organism: Pteropus alecto (black flying fox)
Lineage: Eukaryota; Metazoa; Chordata; Mammalia; Chiroptera; Pteropodidae
Gene: SLC25A18
Product: solute carrier family 25 member 18
Exons: 7
Coding region: 1-825 (274 amino acids)
Biological process (GO): aspartate transmembrane transport; malate-aspartate shuttle; L-glutamate transmembrane transport
Molecular function (GO): L-aspartate transmembrane transporter activity; L-glutamate transmembrane transporter activity
Source: RefSeq, a predicted model, not a curated record
AUGGUGUCCACAGUUGACAUAUUCUGCCUGCCAAGCCAGCCUUUAACUUAUCUUCAUUGUUUACUUCCAGGGGCUGCAGUGAACCUCACUUUGGUCACUCCAGAAAAGGCCAUCAAGCUGGCAGCCAAUGACUUCUUCCGGCAGCUUCUCAUGGAAGAUGGGAAGCAGCAGAAUCUGAAGAUGGAGAUGAUAGCUGGAUGUGGAGCUGGAAUGUGCCAGGUGGUAGUUACCUGUCCCAUGGAAAUGCUCAAGAUUCAGCUGCAGGAUGCUGGGCGUUUGGCAGUCCAUCAGGGUUCGGCCUCAGUACCUUCCUCCUCCAGGUCCUACGCUAUUGGCUCGGCUUGCGAGGCUUCCACACACAAGCGCCCAUCUGCCACCCUCAUUGCCUGGGAGCUGCUUCACACUCAGGGCCUGCCUGGUCUCUAUAAGGGCCUUGGUGCCACUCUCCUCAGAGAUAUUCCCUUCUCCAUCAUCUACUUCCCACUGUUUGCCAACCUUAACAGCCUUGGGUUCAACGAGCUUACUGGGAAGGCUUCCUUUGCUCAUUCCUUUUUGUCAGGCUGUGUUGCAGGUUCCAUAGCUGCUGUCACAGUAACACCCCUGGAUGUUUUGAAAACUCGAAUCCAAACCCUCAAGAAAGGCCUGGGUGAGGACAGCUACAGUGGGAUCACUGACUGUGCCAGGAAACUCUGGAUCCAGGAGGGACCAUCUGCCUUUGUGAGGGGAGCAGGCUGUCGAGCCCUCGUCAUAGCCCCGCUCUUUGGGAUUGCCCAAGGUGUCUACUUCAUUGGUAUUGGAGAACGUAUCUUAAAGUGUUUUGAGUAGAUAUAGCUGGAGCUCAAGUCCCUUCACUGGCUGCCAUCUGCUAGCCCAAUCUACUUAGACUAGAGAG